Messenger RNA from Amphiprion ocellaris (clown anemonefish), 2882 nucleotides. RefSeq names its product coiled-coil domain-containing protein 152. The record is from RefSeq and is a predicted model, not a curated record. The transcript is spliced from 8 exons. NCBI's taxonomy places the organism in Eukaryota, Metazoa, Chordata, Actinopteri, Pomacentridae. The coding region runs from base 1302 to 2093 and encodes 263 amino acids.
UUAUCACAAGAAAACUUGAAAAUAGAAAGAAUUGUCAGAUUUUUGACUUUUCGACAGUACUUGAACUUGUAAUUGAAAAAUAAACCAAAUCUAAGCUUGAAAUUGUGAUAUUUUGCCAAAUGUAUUUAUUCUACAUAUCUCAUUAAAUGAUUAUUUUUAAACAAAUUCCAAAAUACACAAAUAUUCUGUGACAGGCUAUGUUUUCACAGAGCAGAGACGACACUGACAGGAAAACAAAACAGGAUUGAUCCAUAAAACAAAUACAGCUUGGCUCAAAAAUGAUAUAAAGAGAGGCACAUUGUUGGAAGGAUACAUUCAGCAUGGUGAAAUAUAUUUCUAAAAUUGAUGUGCAGAGCUCAUAGACGUGAGAAAUGUAAUUACAUUUUAAUUAAAUUAAUACUCUAAUAACCUAUAGCCUGUAGCAUGUGGAGCCUUCAUGUUUUUCUAGUACCGGCAACACCUGUGGAUACUUGGAAAAAUGUUGUACAUGUUGAUUCCAUUUUUUUUUCAACAUUUAUAGAUCAAAAAAAUCAAAGAAAUUAAUUUUUUCUUUUUGCGUUUUUUAGGGUUUAAGGUAUUCAACUGUGGGACACGGCACAGAAAGUAUUUUUUUCUUUUGUAUACUCCUAGCCAUGGUUGUGCUGUUUCCAUAGAGGUGCAGGACUUUGUAUCGAUAAGAAAAACAAACCUACAGUGAAUACAAAUAUUACAAAAAAAAUCCAAAAACUGCUGGAGUUUAGAAGGUUAAUUGCCAGAAUUUGCUUUAAAAACUCCAAAAACAGAAAAUAUGCAAGAAUAAAUAAACUGCUUAAUAAUAAUAAUAAUAAUAAUAAUAAUAAUAAUAAUAAUAAUAAUAAUAUAGUAAUUAUAGAAUUAUUAUAAUAUAUAAUAAUAUUGUUAGAAAAAAAUAUUUAACCUUAAAAUAUAAGUCAUUGUAAAAUGACUAACCCAAUUAAAAUUAAAAUUAAUCAAAAUUAUUGACCUGCAUUUGGCAUUUAUGACAUUUUAAGAAAUUGCAUUUUGAAAUAUAUUGCAGUAUAAAAAUUACAUAAAAAUUGUACUUGUCUGGCAGUUAUUAUACUUUAGUAUUAGAUGUAUUAGAUUUUUUCCCCUCAUACAGUGUUGGAGCUGAACAGCCUGUACUGGAGCACACAGUUUAGUAGCAACUAAGUGUAGCAUAAACACUUGGCCACUUAGCAGCAGUAAAAGCUAACUCGCUGUCCUUAGAGUCACUUUUGUGAAAUUACAGCAGUAAAACAAUAUAAUUACAACGGCCGUUUGCUUUUUAAUGUACUGUAAAGAUGAUAAAAUCAAACUGCGUUAAUCUUGACAGGUUUAUGGAGGAGUUCGGCCAACUGGAACAGAAAAUCACAGAGGUUAAUGGCAGAAACAGCAUGUUGGAGAUCACGUUGGAGGACGCCAACAGACUCACAAAGUUCAGUCUGACCAAGGAGAAGAGUCUGAUGGAGGAGAAAAACAGCCUCCUGGCCACAGUAAACAGACUUCAGCAGACUCUGCAGGAACAGUGCAACCUCAGAGUGGAGAAUGAGAGACUGAAGAAGGAAAUAACGGAUCUGAAACGACAGAAUGAGAGAACAGUGGAGGUUGGAGAGGCUGAAGUUCAGCAGCUGGUCACUAAACUGAGAGCAGAAGAAGACCGACACCAGAGGGAGCUGGAGGCUGUAAGACGACAGUGUCGGAUUGAAGUGGAUGACGCGCAGCGGGGGAGUUUCAAUCAGCUGGAAGCUAAAGAUGCUGAAAUAAAGAGGCUGCUGGAGCAAAAAGAUCUGGAUCUGGAGGAGAUGAAGAAGAAGCUGAAGGAUCAAGAGAGGGAGAGGCAGAGCGAGCUGCUGAAGUUACAGAUGGAGUUUGGUGCGAAGUUAGCCAGAGUUCAGAGCACAACCCAGUUGAACCAGCAGCAGCAGCAGCACCAUGGUUCCAACCCUUUACCACAGAGUGUCUUUAAGAGGAAGCUGCAGUUCUUCCAGGAGGAGAAAAACAAGGAGAUCCUUGCUCUGCGUCAGAGAAUCAAAGAGCUGGAAGAGAAUCAGCGCAGCCUCACGGACGGCCGUCUGAAGAGGAGGAAGUUCUAGUUUGUCGCUGCAGGUAGAGGAACCACCUGAAAUGUUCGUUGGAGUUUUGAACUUCCUGCAGAACAUUUGCUGAACUGUCCAGGUGCUUCUGCAUGACUAGAUCUGCCGUUCUCGCAGGUGACCGGUAUGCAGAGAGAACAUUCAAACACAUGCUGUAUUCCUGUCUAAGGCUUUAAUCCAAUUAGACGCCUGCAGGAAGGGACGGACCGAGGGAGGGAGGGGGAGGCGUAGAUGAGGGAGACGCACACUUCUGAAUGAAUCGCAUCGCUGGAAGGCUAAUCCCACUCACUGUUUAUCUCUUUUCAUUCAGAGAAGUAAUUUACUACGAUUGAAUUCCCCUGUUCUGUUAAGAUUAUUUGAAUUCAAGCUCAAAGCCGCUGAGAUCUUUUAAACUGUCUUCAGGGAAAACAUUUAUACUGAUACAGACAUUCUGGACUGAUAUUCCCUAACAGUUCUUGUCGUUUAUGGUGUAGAACUCGGUUGAUAAUAAUUUUUGAAAGCAGAACUCAGUAUUUAAGCACUUGAAAAAUGUUCUGUGAACUGUGAGGCUUACAGUGCCUUUUAAAAUAAUAGCUUUUUGGGAAUUUGCUGUCCAAAUCUGUUGCCAAGAGUUUAAAAAGUGAAAAUUCAUAUCACUGUCAUGUUACUGCGAAACAAAAUCCGCCUUCAGGCCGCAUUAAACCUCUAUUUUGUUUGUUUAAUAAGCAGGUUGAUUGGAGUUAUUGGCUGGAUUAGAAGUCGUCUUGUCACCAUGAGGUUGCUAGCCUAAAUAUAUCUUUUAAUAAAUUA